AUGUGGAGUCAGAAAGCACUGGAGCAUCAGGGAGACUCCAACUUCAGCAGCAGCAUGGGUGAAUAUGGACCCUUUCUUCUCAGGGACCUCUUCAUCUUGCAAGUUGUAAGGCUCGUGUUCACUUACAACUUUUCUAAUUGUAACUUCAAGGCGAUUUCAAAUAUAUAUUCUGAAACAAUUUUCCCUGACCUGAGAGAAUAUUUGAAUGGGAGCCUGUUCGACCAAAUCGAGCUCUGUGAAAACUUGACAGAUUGUCUCACGAAAAUCGAGUACCAUACUCUCAAUCCUAUCCCUGGCUGCCCGUCACUCCCCGAGAAAACAUUCGCGUUGAAAACGAAAGGGACCCUCACUAAACAUUGCUCAGGCUACACUGAAACUCAGAGAAACAAUACCCUGGACAUGAAGCAAGACAUCAAAAGCAUCUGCCUAAAUCAAACCUCACAAAUACAGUGGCUGUGGUUUUCUCUCGCUCAAACUCCAGAAUAUUAAACUCACCUCUCAUUUUAGAGUAUGGACAUAUAUUGUGGUUUUAGUGGGUAUAGUACUAAGGGUGUGACAUUUAAAAGAACACUAUUGUUUAAUCUUUAAUUGCAGAAGGGAGUCUUAACUUGUUUAUGGCAAACUGCUAUUGUUUAGUAUAAACGCUUUCAUGGGAGAUGAGCGCAGCCCCUCCAAUGUCAAUGGGAACGCCUGUACUGUUAAUGACCGCCUCCUGAGCAGGGUCUCUCCUCUGCGCCUGCAGACACCUACUCUAGGGCAAGCCUAAGAUGUAGUAGGGAAGGGAACUGAAGGUGGGAAACAAGUUGGAACCAAUGACAGCAUCUAAACCCUGUUUAAAAGCAAGACUCUUUCUGUCUGUAAUG
Molecule: messenger RNA, 863 nt
Organism: Arvicola amphibius (Eurasian water vole)
Lineage: Eukaryota; Metazoa; Chordata; Mammalia; Rodentia; Cricetidae
Gene: Tslp
Product: thymic stromal lymphopoietin
Exons: 5
Coding region: 1-489 (162 amino acids)
Molecular function (GO): cytokine activity
Source: RefSeq, a predicted model, not a curated record